Messenger RNA from Frankliniella occidentalis (western flower thrips), 4561 nucleotides. RefSeq lists its product as uncharacterized. The transcript is spliced from 7 exons. Bases 248 to 2473 code for a protein of 741 amino acids. The record is from RefSeq and is a predicted model, not a curated record. NCBI's taxonomy places the organism in Eukaryota, Metazoa, Arthropoda, Insecta, Thysanoptera, Thripidae.
CCUCCGGCGCAGCGGUGCAACUGCUCGCGAAGUCCUCCUCAACCCCGCGCGUCGUCGCCGUGCCUCCUCGACGCCGUCCCCCCCCCCCCCUCGCGUCCUCCCGCACCUUUUAGCGCUCCGCUCCGCUCGGCGUGUCGCCGACGACGCCGGCCACCUCGAGCGUGACCCCACUGCCGCCGUGGUGUCCUCCCCCCUGCGCGUGUGUGUGUGUCAAGUGUUGUGCGUGUGUGUGUGAUGCGCUGACGGCAUGGCGGGUGCGUCGUCAGGCUCUCACCUGGUGUGGCUGGUGCUGCUGCUGCUGCGCGGCGGCCGCGCGGCCGGCGCCUCGGCGAGGACGUGCCGCCAGGAUGAUGUGACGUUUGAGCUCAUCACGGGCUUCGUGUACUCGGCGCCCAAGGACGUGCUGGACACGCGCACCGGCACCCUCAAGCUGUCCGAGUGCAUCGCCGCCUGCCAGGAGCACGGCGACUGCCAGAGCCUCAACUUCGAGACCGGCCUCUGCGUCCUCUUCUCGUCCAGCGCCGAGACGCAUCCAGGAGGGCUGGCCAAGUCGCAGUUCCCCGUCUUCACGCUCUUCGCGCAGAGGACGUGCCUGAGGGGCGCCAACGCGGUGGCCGGCGCGGGCGCCAAGGCGGGCGGCGUCACCGGCCGCCACUGGGCCUUCGAGACGGUGCGCGGCCACGUCCUCAGGACGUCGGUGCGGCGCCACCACCGCGUGGCCUCCCGCAGGGACUGCAUGCAGCUGUGCCUGGACCAGCGGGACUUCGUCUGCAGGUCCGCCAACUUCCACCACGACUCGGGUGACUGCUCCAUGAGCGACAUGGACCGCUUCACUGUGUCGGGGCUGAGCAGCCUCACGCCCGAGGACCGCAUCGACUACCUCGAGUCCAACUGCGUGAGCGACCCCAUCAAGAUGUGCGACUUCACGGAGCAGCCGGGCCGCAUCCUCAAGACGGUGGACUCGGUGCACCAGGAGGUCGCCACCCUGGCCGAGUGCCGGAAGCUGUGCCUGCAGAGCACCGAGUUCCGCUGUCACAGCUUCGACUACGAGGACACCGGGCCCAAGGUGUGCCGGCUCUCGCACCACGCCGCCCCGAGCCUCCAGCACAUCGAGGAGCCGUACCUGGAGCUGGACAAGGCGGUCACGUACCAGCUCACGGCCUGCUACAACGUCACCAUCGACUGCAGGGGGACGGACAUGGUGGCCCGCGUCCAGACCAACAAGGUGUUCAACGGCAAGGUGUACGCCAAAACGCGGCCCAACUCGUGCGUCUCCGACGUGGUCAACAGCCUCGACUUCCAGCUCAAGCUGGGCUAUCACGAUCUCAACUGCGACGUGAAGCAGGAGGCCCCGGGGAAGUUCUCUGCCGAUAUCAUCAUCCAGCACCACGACCAGAUAGUGACGGGGCAGGACGUGGGCCUGUCGGCGCGCUGCUCCUACUCGCUGGAGAACAGCACGGUCGGGCACGGCGUGCGGCUCGAGGUGGCCGGCGAGCCCGGCGGCGGCGGCGGCGGCGCGGGCGCGGGCGUGGCCGGCGGAGGCGGCACGGUGCAGCCCCAGGAGACGACGUACGUCGUGUCGCCCACGGUCACCAUGCGCAUCACCGACCGGCGGGGCGAGGACAUUCACACGGCGCAGGUCGGCGACGCGCUCAGCCUGCGCUUCUACAUCCUGGACCAGCACACGCCGUACCAGAUCUUCGUGCGCGAGCUCAUCGCCCUGGACGGCGUCGACUCGUCCGAGAUCCUGCUCAUCGACAGCCUGGGCUGCCCGACGGACCCCACCAUCAUGGGCGCCAUCUCGACCGUGGAGCAGGCCGACGGCGCGCAGGUGCUGCAGGCGCCGUUCGACGCCUUCAAGUUCCCGACGUCGGACGUGGUGCAGUUCAAGGCGCUCGUCACGCCCUGCCUGCCCAAGUGCGAGCCGGUGGUGUGCGACGUGGAGGACUACUACGGCACGGUGCGGCGCGUCGACUCGUACGGCCGGCGGCGGCGCAGGGAGGUCGGCGGCAAGCAGAGCAAGGACGUGGCCAAGGACGACGACGUGCUGCUCGUGCAGAGCAUCCGCAUCGCCGACAAGUUCCAGUUCGACACGAACGGCGGGGGCGCGGCGCGCGCGCCCAAGGACGCCGUCGGCCUGGGCGCCGGCCACCGCCAGAACCUGCUGCGCGGCGACGACCCCUACCUGCACGCGCGGCCCAGCGUGCACCGGAGCUGCGUGACGGCGUCCAGCCUGCUGCUGUCCGCCGCCGUGUUCCUCGGGCUGCAGCUGCUGCUGGCGGCCGGCUGGGUGUACCUGUGGCGGCCGCGGGAGUCUGCGGCCGCGGGCCACCACCAGGUCGCCGUCAGCCGGGCCGCCCGCUCGCGGGGCAGCGCGGCCAGCGUGUCGAGCAGCCGGGGGAGCAGCUGUCGCUCCGUGCUGGCCUACCACUCGCACCCGCCGCACUGGCAGCGGUUCUACCACACGCCCUGAGGUCCCCCCCGGGGGGCCCGGCCCUGCCCGGCGUUUAACGAAAAUGACUCUCGUCGCGGACGGUCGACAUCGUUUGGAACUUUCAUGACUCCUCCUCAUGGCGGGCGGAUGGCGGGUCAAUCCGUUUAGUGAACCGGUGGCCUUUCGUGCCGCCGUAUCCGGCCCGCCCCGACAACGGCCCUUCCCUGCUGCAGCUCGGCCACGACGCGCGGCCCACCCGCCCGCUUUUGGGCGCUGCGCCGGCGAGGCAGGGCUGGGCGGGAUGGAGAGCGGGCCGCGCUGCGCAGGCACGACGCGAAAGGGACGCGCCAGGACGACGACGGCGACGACGUCGACGACGUACGAUAUCGCUGCGUUUUCAUCUUGACUUGUCAGCGGGCACGGCCCAUUUACGGUGGCAGCAGUCGGGUGCGCGAGCGAGCGGCGCGGGGCAGCGUCGUCGUGGAGCCCCUGCUCCUCUCGCUCUCCCCGUCGCCGCCCUGUCCCUCCCCCGCACCGCACGGUGCGGCGCAUCCUGCCCCGCCUGGCUGAGACGUACAUGGGGCGUCCCUUCCCCGCGCCGCCGCGUCCCGCUCCGCAGAAACUAUCCUUCGUCCUCCUCCUCCUCCCUCGCUCUGAACCUUCUCGUCCUCCGCCUCCUCCCGGCGCCUCAAACGGAUGUCGACGCGUCCGUCGUCGAUACAAUCGAUACAUCGAUACUGCGAGCGAUGCAUCGCCCGCGCGCUGCUGCUCCGCCCAGCUGUGGCACGGCGGCGGCGGCGGCGGCGGCGGCACAAGCCUGACAUCGGUAACUGCGUCUGGGUGAACGGUGUUCCACGGAGGGCUGGCCGCCCCGGCCCGCCCCGCCCCGCCCGCACGGAGAGCCGCCCGUCACAUCACCUGGGCGAUGCGCGCAGUGCGUAUGGGGCCUGGGGCCUCACCGCCACACACUGCCGCUCCCUGCUCUCGCUCUUUCGCUCCGGCGGCUUCCGGUGCGCAGGGGAAGUCCCACCACCCCGGACUCUCUUAUCCCCCCUGCUCACCGCUCCGUCCCAUCAAUGAAACGAAAUGAGAUUUCGCGUAAUGGAAAGAGACGGGAGGCGUCGUGGAGGCGGCGGCCAGUCGACUCGCCCUGGUAGGUGAGGCCCGUCAGGAGAGCCUCGAGGGCCAACGCGCGCGGCGCGCCUCGGAGCCCGGUAAUCGACCGUGGGAAUGCUGUGUUUGCAUCCCCGCGCUCGGACACCGGGCCGGAUCCUUUUUGUAAAAGACCACGACUUACUUACUUUCCCCCUUCGCAUCCUCCUCUUCCUCCUCCCCGAGUGUUGAUUAAUUAAUUUAUUUAUUUAUUUUGAUUUUAAUAUUUAUUUUUGAUGUUUUAUUUAUUUUAAUUUAUUUGUGACGUAGAUUAAACAAUUUGUGUUGUAUUUGGGCGCGAGUGUUAUUUAUGUGUGUUUUUAAUUAAACUCUUUAUGUGUGCGUUACUCGAGAGUGACUGAAACCAUCGUCUAAGUUUGGUUGUCUAAAAGUUUGUAUUGUCUUUGUGAUAUCAUGUUUAUAGGCAUGUGUGACUGUAAGAUUCCAAUAUAACUUUGUUCUUCUAAUGAAGCCAAAACUGUAUCCUUCUAACUUCUUUUAAGCGCAAUACAACAUUCCCCAUCCAGCAUGGGCCAAUUUCUGUGAUGAAAGCUAUCUACAGAAUUAAGAUUACUAGAUUUCACUGUUAUUUUUUAUUCAUUUAUCAAAAAUAAGAAGUUCUUAGGUGGAAUGUAAAAAUUGACAAAUAUAUUAACAAAAAUCACUGUGUAUUUGAAAAAAUGUAACAGGAAAGGAUUAUUUUUUUGUAAACAUAAAACAUAAAUUAACAAAAAUUGUUUAACUUAAAGGAGCAAUGGUUAAACAACCCUAGUUUUUCAUAUAGGAAUUAGCCGUGCACAUGUUUACAAAGUCCCUACGUGAUCUAGAAAAAUGUAACAAAAAAUGUAAUUUUAUUUUAAACAUAAAUCAACAAAGUUAUGAAACUUUAAGAGCAUUGGUUACAAAACCCUGUUGUACUGGUAAAAAUCGACCAUUUAGAAAUACAAUAAACUGCAUUCAAGCAACAACAACAAA